Messenger RNA from Habropoda laboriosa, 2286 nucleotides. RefSeq names its product heat shock 70 kDa protein cognate 4 (gene Hsc70-1). Gene Ontology annotation, cellular component: cytoplasm; cytosol; nucleus. The record is from RefSeq and is a predicted model, not a curated record. The coding region runs from base 128 to 2065 and encodes 645 amino acids. The transcript has 4 exons. Lineage: Eukaryota; Metazoa; Arthropoda; Insecta; Hymenoptera; Apidae. Gene Ontology annotation, molecular function: ATP hydrolysis activity; ATP binding; heat shock protein binding. Gene Ontology annotation, biological process: vesicle-mediated transport; cellular response to unfolded protein; protein refolding.
GUGCCGCGCUCAGAUAGAUUUUCGCAAGCGAGGAGUGAACAUUGCACAAACGUGUGACCAAAGUGAUAACACUGCGAUUCAAUAGCGAGGGAUAUAUAAGAAGUAAACGAAACAUAAGUGAUAAAAAAUGGCGAAGGCUCCAGCAAUAGGAAUCGAUUUAGGCACCACGUAUUCUUGCGUGGGUGUUUUCCAGCAUGGAAAGGUCGAGAUCAUCGCUAACGAUCAAGGAAACCGUACAACACCGAGUUAUGUCGCCUUCACGGACACCGAAAGAUUGAUCGGCGAUGCGGCCAAAAAUCAGGUCGCGAUGAAUCCUACCAACACCAUUUUCGAUGCAAAGAGGUUGAUCGGGCGUCGCUUCGACGAUGUAACUGUCCAGAGUGACAUGAAACACUGGCCGUUCACCGUGGUGAGCGACGGAGGCAAGCCAAAGAUUCAGGUUAACUACAAAGGGGAAGCUAAGACCUUCUUCCCUGAAGAAGUAUCAUCAAUGGUACUCACGAAGAUGAAGGAAACCGCUGAAGCGUAUUUAGGAAAGACUGUUACCAAUUCUGUGAUCACCGUUCCCGCUUAUUUCAACGAUUCCCAAAGACAGGCCACGAAAGAUGCCGGAGUGAUAUCUGGCUUGAACGUAUUGCGAAUAAUCAACGAGCCAACUGCUGCGGCCAUUGCAUACGGUUUGGACAAGAAGACUGCAGGAGAGAAGAAUGUCUUAAUCUUCGACUUGGGUGGUGGAACCUUUGACGUGUCGAUUUUGACCAUUGAAGAUGGCAUCUUUGAAGUGAAAUCGACAGCUGGUGACACUCAUCUCGGCGGAGAGGACUUCGAUAAUCGUAUGGUGAACCACUUCGUUCAGGAGUUCAAGAGGAAAUACAAGAAAGACUUGAGCACCAAUAAGAGAGCCCUUAGGCGUUUGAGAACCGCAUGUGAAAGAGCGAAAAGAACUCUGAGCUCGUCGACACAGGCAAGCAUAGAGAUUGAUUCGUUGUUCGAGGGCAUUGACUUCUACACGUCGAUCACCCGAGCAAGAUUCGAAGAAUUAUGCGCCGAUCUGUUCAGAGGUACACUGGAACCUGUAGAGAAAGCUCUGAGGGAUGCCAAGAUGGACAAGGCGCAAGUCCACAGUAUUGUUCUAGUCGGUGGAUCCACCAGGAUACCAAAGAUUCAAAAACUAUUGCAAGAUUUCUUCAAUGGUAGAGAACUAAACAAAUCUAUCAACCCUGAUGAGGCUGUUGCCUAUGGAGCUGCUGUACAAGCAGCUAUCCUGCACGGUGACAAGUCUGAAGAAGUUCAAGACUUGUUGCUACUUGAUGUUACACCCUUGUCCCUGGGUAUAGAGACAGCUGGAUCAGUGAUGACAACUCUGAUCAAGAGGAACACGACAAUACCAACCAAGCAAACUCAGACAUUCACCACCUAUUCAGAUAAUCAGCCUGGUGUCUUGAUUCAAAUAUACGAGGGAGAGAGAGCAUUGACCAAAGAUAACAAUAUCCUUGGCAAGUUCGAGCUAACUGGCAUUCCUCCUGCACCUAGGGGUGUUCCUCAGAUUGAAGUUACAUUCGACAUUGAUGCUAAUGGUAUUCUGAACGUCUCUGCCAUUGAAAAGUCAACUGGAAAGGAAAACAAGAUCACCAUCACCAACGACAAGGGUCGAUUGUCAAAGGAGGACAUCGAGAGAAUGGUGAAUGAGGCGGAGAGGUACAAAAACGAAGACGAACAGCAACGCGAGAGAAUAUCUGCCAAAAAUGCAUUGGAGUCGUAUUGCUUCAACAUGAAGAGCACCAUGGAAGAUGACAAAGUGAAGGAUAAAGUUGAUGCAUCUGACAAACAGAAGGUUAUCGAUAAAUGUAACGAGGUGAUCGCAUGGUUGGACGCUAACCAGCUGGCAGAAAAGGAAGAAUUCUCCGACAAACAGAAAGAAUUGGAAGCUGUUUGCAAUCCGAUCGUAACGAAAUUGUAUCAGAGCGGCGGAGGUGUACCGCCUGGCGGAUUCCCAGGUGCCCCAGGUGGCGGUGCUCCCACUGGUGGAGCGGGUGGUGGACCAACUAUCGAAGAAGUAGACUAAGCUAUUUGACCGUCCAUAGCACUGAACAAAUACACUUCUUUUCUCCUUUCACAUUUUAUUUAUUUCGUAUACACGCUUUGUACAGUAAUGAGAAUACCCGCUACCUUUGUUUGUACUGGUACUCACGUCGAAAUGUAUUUUUUGUGAGAACGCAAACUUUAUUUUCUGUAAGAAAAUAUUUAAAUUCGUAAUAUAUUAAUUUAUUACAAAAGAGAAACCAC